AUCUGUUACGGAGGUGCUUGCUUGGUGUAACUUUAUUAAUCUUAUUUAUCUUAAUUUGUGUAGAUUUUUCACUCUGAUGAUACAAUUCAUUAACUUCGAAUUUUGAAUUCAUUUCAUUGUAUUCAGUAAGAAGAAGCUAGCUGUUCCACAACAAUUUAGAUGAGUUUUGUAGAUGUAUUUGUUGGUAACUACAUUGUCAUAGACUUUGAGCUGUACCAUCUAUGGCUCACUGGCCGUUCAUUGAAUGAAUGUUGUGUAGCUCUACAGCAGAGAGGUGUAUUACAAUCAACAGGGGCGAGAUAUGAGGAACUUGUCAGUGAUACAAAGGACAGUUUCCGCUUGUUUGCCAACAUAGAACAACUACUGAAAUGGCCCACAAAGUUUGGAGAGCAACACUUGUACCAGAUUGAUCCUGUUACACAAAGAAACUUGAUUGAAAACUACUAUAAGUUUGAUGAUGUAGUUAUUAGAGAGAUUCUUGGGCGCAAGUUGUCAACAAAAAACCGCAACAAUUUAGAUGAUGUCAGCGACAAAACACGGAUACCACUUAGAAGCUGUUGUAGACAGUUUGACAAUGUAAAGAGGGUGUUUAAGACAGUAGAAGAGAUGCCAGGAUCACUGGAACGAAAUAUCAAGACACAUUUCUGUAUCAUGUCUGAUGAAUUAGCUAAGAAAUAUGCAGCUAUUGUCUUUAUGGCAAACCAUCGAUUUGAAACCGGGAAGAAGCGUUUAAGUCAUUUAACAUUUGAUGAUUUCUUGUUCUGUACAGAACACAUGAUUGUCAACUGGUCAUAUAGUGCAGCAGAAUGUGAUAACCAUGAAGAUAUGGAUGUAGAUUUAGACAGAAUGUUCUUACAAGAACUGCGAGACCUUAAAAUACUCACUGAGAAAGAAUUUCUAGAUGAACAUAGAAAUUACUUGAUGAAUAGUUUAAAAACCAGUUUAACAAAGAAGAAGCUUACUGAUCUUGAUGACAAUUUUAAGAACUUAUCAAAGGCCAUUAUUUCCAUUGCCUAUGGAUUGAAUCACAGUAAAGAGGUCAAAAAUUACUUUGUUGAUGUUGUUGAGAAGGUUAUAGAGCCAUUUAUGAUGGCGAUGUGGUCUGAAGAUGACAUGGUGAAGUUUCUGAAUUUGUACAAAGAUUCCGGUUUAAGACUAUCAGUGUUUAGAACUUUACCUAACAUGGUUACAGUGUGGGAAAGAUAUAUGAACACUUUCAACAAAUGCUGCCUUAAAUUGUACCAUAAUUAAGUAGACUGUGUCACUUUCUUUUUGACCACUGUUAUAGGUAGAAAAAAUGUUAUCUUAUAACCAGUCAAAAUGAUGUCAUAUUGUACCUGUGUCACUUAGGUCGUGUCACUUAACUGGAAAUAAAUAUCAAAGUCUUUUUCAGACCAGUCUUAAAUGUUAACUAUUUACACCUAUUUACCAAUCUGUUUUGAAUUAUUUUAAAAUUGUCAAUCAUUAUUGAUUACUUUAAGUUGAACUCAACUUUAACCUACACAAAGAUAUUUCUAGUAGAAAGGCAAUAUAUUUGAGAUUUAUUUGAAAUGUGAUAAUAAUACAUGUAUGUUGCCAUAUUUUAUGCUCUACAUUUUUUUUCUCAAUGAAGUAUAUACACUUCAUAAAUGCAAAUUUGUCAUUGAAUUUCCCUUUUUCAAUCCAUGUGUCACAGUUAACGUCCUUGUGUCACAGUUACCAUUUUGUCAUAGCACCUUGAUUUAUUUACUGAUAUCCUACAUAUUUAUGUUAUGUUUGUAUCCUCUAUUGGCCUAUACCCUAAGAUGGGAGAUUAAGUCAAUUGGUCAAGGUCAUAUAGGCUAAAAAUAGGUUUUCCUACUCUCAUUCAAGGCCAUGUUUUUAGCCUUGUCAAAGAGACAGCAGAGAGCAUUCAUCAAUAUACCAAAUUGUCUUCUUUAAUAGAUAUUAUAAAAGUAUUUUGAAGAUAACUGUUAAUUGAUAUUUAAGAUUGCAAAAGUAUAUUUUUCCAUGCACUUUUAAGUUUUCUUCUUUUUUUUUUAACUAAAAUCCUCUUGCAAGAUGCUAUUAACAUUAUUUAAUAAUUUUAGUGAUUCUCAGACCACUAGAAUAUUAUAGGUUAUUAUUAAACAAAUAUUGUGAUAUGAUUAUAUGAAAAUAAAACACAAUAAGUUAAAUUCAAAUAUUGAACCCUCACUAUGUUGAAACCAGAACUGUGAAAUCUUUGCUACCAGACUCUAUGCCAUUGUCUAAUCAUCUAGACUGUUGUCUCACUGGCUACAAACUGUUGUUUGCCCAAUUUCCAAAAUUAAUAUUCAUAAUAAAAAACAUGAUUGAAUCAUAAUAAAAUUCUUAAAAUUCAUAAUGAAGUGUUUCAAAGUGGAAGUUGGAAAAGUCCAUUUAGCAUAUUCGGCAGUUUAGAGGUUGAGGUUGUAAAAAGUGUGUAACUUUACAAAUAUCUAUUUAGUGUAUUAUUUUAAUUUUUCUGCUGAUCUCAUAGUUAUACAGGCAUUACAUAAAAACCUUCAGAUGUUUCUGAUAUUAUCAUGUACAUAUUUCUUACAUAACAAACAAAUGCAAACAAUGUAUCAUAAUGUUAUAGUUAUGUACAUGUAAUAGUGCAAUUGAAGAUAUUUUAUUAGCUCACCUUGGCAGAGAGUGUUGUAGGGUGACUUUGUAUUUGCUUGAUGUCUGGCAUCUUUUAUUGUCUUCUUUUUGUUUAAAGUUAAACCUCAUUAUAUGUAAAACAGCAGGGUAGAUUUUUACCAGACUUCACAAGAAUUGUCUUGAGGAAGUCCUUUGCAUAGUUUGUAUAAAUCAUCUUACCAAUAAGCAUCUUACGCUGAUGUAGCCAUUGUUGGUCACACAAGUCAAAAUUAGAUUAAAAAUUUUAAGAAAUAGAUUGUUAUGUUACAAACUUCAAGGCCAAGACCUUAGAUAAUUGGAAUGCAAUAAUUUGUCUUGUGUUCCUGUUAUUUUAUUUUAUGAAUUUCGCCCUUAGCAUAAAGAGUGGCCCCUCCAUUGUGAUCACUUGUUUUGAAUAUUGUUCAAUGUUAAAAGUCUUUCUGAAAAUAAAUAUGUCUUGGCUAAGAUACUUGUCUAAUUGGCCUCUACAAAAGUAAUAUGGAAAUCAUGGCAGAGUUCAAAAUUGUUCCUGUUCUGAAGUCUAUUGUUGCAUGGACAUUAACAGGAAAAAAUCCCAUUGCCAGUGAAACAAAAAAGUCCUUAGGCUAAGUUAUUUGAUAUUUAGAUAUUUGUUAUCUUUGCGGCUUCUUCAAAAGUUAUACAACAUGUAUAUAUCUUAUUUCAAGAUACAGAAAUGGUAUUAUUAUUAAGACAAUUUUAUCUUCUUUUCCGUUAAAUUGGGUGAGCCAUUUAAACUCACUUGAGGAACUGUUUCCAUGUAGGAAUUCUUUGCUUUUGAAUGCUUUAUGGGACCAUUGCUAUGUGUAAGGGUAGAGGCUAUGAAGUGAUUUCUUCAGCAUUAAGAAACCUACACUCAUUGCUUAGUACUAGUUUGUUCCAGCUACAGAUUUAAGAAUGUUUCAAUAAGCGUAUAGCUGCCAACACAAUCAAACUAAAAUAAAUGAGAAUAAACUAAGAAACAAAGAAAUAAUAAAAUAAAAAUAUGUGUAGAAGAUGGAGUAGUUACUAGUACAUAAGUACUUUGGGAUUUCACUGCAUAGCCUAUACCUAACUUAGUGUUAAAGUUUCUGAUCAGCAGUAAAUAGCUUAGCUAUAAUGUCUAAGUGCAUUAGAAGAAUUUAAAUUUGGUUUGAUCCUUUGAUCAGCCUUAUUAUCUAUAUGACAAUAUUUUUGUUUGUUACAAAUAAAAUAAAAGAUUCAGAUUAAAAUGUUUGUUUUAGAGCUUUAUAUAAAUACAUUGAUGUAACUGCAUGAAAAUAUAUAGGUUCAGUAUAACUUGUUUUAAUAAAACAUUUAACAAAUGAUUUGUAAAAGAAAAAUACUAAACACUAAGAAUAAGUGUUUUAAGUGGAAACAUGCAUUCCAUGGUAUGUGUUUUAUAUACUAUUUUAUAGGUAAAAUACAGUUGUGUUUUACUUUUUUACUUUUUUGUUUAGAAUUAAUUGAUGUAUUAAGGAGUAAAGUGUAUAAGCAAGAAAAAA
This is a messenger RNA of Ruditapes philippinarum (Manila clam), 4106 nucleotides long. RefSeq names its product acidic fibroblast growth factor intracellular-binding protein-like. Bases 160 to 1251 code for a protein of 363 amino acids. Gene Ontology annotation, cellular component: nucleus. The record is from RefSeq and is a predicted model, not a curated record. NCBI's taxonomy places the organism in Eukaryota, Metazoa, Mollusca, Bivalvia, Venerida, Veneridae. The transcript has 11 exons.